Amphiprion ocellaris (clown anemonefish) is the source of this 3139-nucleotide messenger RNA. RefSeq names its product aristaless related homeobox a (gene arxa). The record is from RefSeq and is a predicted model, not a curated record. The transcript is spliced from 5 exons. Gene Ontology annotation, biological process: regulation of transcription by RNA polymerase II. Gene Ontology annotation, molecular function: RNA polymerase II transcription regulatory region sequence-specific DNA binding; DNA-binding transcription factor activity, RNA polymerase II-specific. Lineage: Eukaryota; Metazoa; Chordata; Actinopteri; Pomacentridae. The coding region runs from base 1 to 1404 and encodes 467 amino acids.
AUGAGCGGUCAGUUUGAGGAAGAUAUCCACGACCGGGGCGAGAGGAAGAGCAGUAAAUCCCCAACGUUGCUCUCCUCUUACUGCAUAGACAGCAUUCUGGGCCGCCGGAGUCCCUGUAAGGUCAGACUGAUCGGGGCGCAAAGUUUGACGGGUCUGCCCGGCAGAGGGGAGCUCGACAAGGCGGCGGACGGGCCAACGAAGGAGCCCCUUUCUCUCAGCGCGGACAUGCACCUGCCUCCCAAGCUCCGCCGGCUGUACGGACCCGGAGGAAAGUACCUCCACGACCACGUAGAGAAGCUGGACAGAGAGAGGCUCCUCCUGGAGCAAGCCAGCGACUGCCUAAAAAUCAGCCAAGCGCCGCAGGUGAGCAUCAGCCGCAGCAAGUCCUACCGGGAGAACGCGUCGCUGAGCCGGGGAGAGGACGACCAGAGCCCCGGGGAGGCCUCGGAGGACGGCAGCCUGGGAUUGGUGGAGCUCGGCCCGCUGAAGUUCGAGGAGGACGCGGGGAAGGAGGAGGAGAGCUGCGGGGACGCGGCGGCGCUGUCCCCGAAGGACGAGGAGAGGGAGAGCUUGAACGCCGGGGAUGGGGACGUGAGGGACGGGGAGGACAGCGUGUGUCUGUCGGCGGGCAGUGACUCGGAGGAAGGGAUGCUGAAACGCAAGCAGAGAAGAUACAGGACUACGUUCACCAGUUAUCAGCUGGAGGAGCUGGAGAGGGCUUUCCAGAAGACACACUAUCCCGACGUCUUCACCAGAGAGGAGCUCGCAAUGCGCCUGGAUCUAACCGAGGCCCGCGUUCAAGUUUGGUUCCAGAACCGCAGGGCCAAGUGGAGGAAGCGUGAGAAGGCCGGGGUGCAGGCCCACCCAUCCGGCCUUCCGUUCCCAGGCCCACUCGCGGCGGGCCAUCCUCUCAGCCACUACCUGGAGGGAGGCCCCUUCCCUCCUCACCCCCAUCCCGCCCUGGAGUCCGCCUGGACGGCUGCUGCAGCUGCGGCGGCCGCCUUCCCGGGCCUGGCCCCGCCGCCUCACAACGGCUCGGCCCCACCACUGGCCACCCCGCUCGGCCUGGGCACCUUCCUAGGCACGGCCGCCAUGUUUCGCCACCCUGCCUUUAUUGGACCCACUUUUGGCAGGCUCUUCUCCAGUAUGGGUCCUCUGACCAGUGCUUCCACGGCUGCAGCCCUCCUCCGUCAGCCCGCCCCUCCUGUAGAGAACCCCUCCCAUGCGGGCCCCGUCCUCCCCGACCCUUCCUCCUCUUCCUCCUCCUCUUCUUCUUCUUCAGCCGCGGCAGACCGCAGGGCCUCCAGUAUCGCCGCGCUGCGCCUCAAGGCCAAGGAACACUCGGCUCAGCUCACCCAGCUUAACAUCCUGCCCGCCGGAGCCGCAGGGAAGGAGGUGUGCUGAACACUCAACACCAGCUCUAGGCCUCCCCUGUUCUCCUACCCCCCCCUCUACACCUCACCCACCUCACCCCAGGGCUCAUGUCCCAUUCCAGUACACCCCUCCUAUACCCCUCUCUCUCCAAAAAAAAAUCCCACUCAUACCUCUGGAGGGCCUGAUGUACCCCUGUUCAACCAUCCCUGUUACCUCACAUUUCCCCAACAAAAUAGCACGACCAAAUUCAGAGGAGCACUGGCUAUUAAAAAAAGAGUGCGUUUGUGUGUGUGUGUGUGUGUGUGUGUGUGUGUGUGUGUGUGUGUGUGUGUGUGUAGUGAUUGCAGAUCGUUUUAGACGAAAAACACACACUUUUUUCAAUUGCAGUCCAUCAAAAUUUUACAAUUUACAAGUUUUUCCACGUAAGAACAAUUGAAAUACUUUGAGAUGGAGCCUGAAAGAUUUAUUUGGCUUUUCUGUAAAGGAUAUAUAAAUGUAAAUGUACAGGAAAGUGUUGAUAUGUUGCAAAAAGCAAAUUCCACACAUCACCACCACACUUUCUCAAGUAGAAAAUACUGUAACUUGUACUAAAGAUGAUUACUUCAAUUUUCACUUUACUACAUUUCAGAGGCAAUUAUUUUACCUUGUAUUUGACUACAUUAUCUAUCAUCAAUUUUUAAAAAUGAAGAUUUUAAGUACAAAACACCCGAGGAGCUUAGAAUAAAAUGUUCUUAUAGAGGAAACUAAUCAACAGCAUUUCUGACAGUUAAAAAUCCAAUCAUGACAACUACUCUCGAUCUUAAUUAAUUUAGAACGCUUACAGGCCUCUUUUCAGCGCUGACUACUUUCACAGUUUCAAUAUAUUUUACUCAUAAUGCUUCUCAAGUAAUGUUUAAAAGCUGAGUUUUGUUUGAAACACUGGUUUGGAUGCCGCACACACACAAACCCACACUCAUGCAGUGAAAGCUGGAGAACCGCAGGGGAACUUUUAGAAAGGAUUCUUGUGCUACUUAAAAAUGUGGACAACACGAGUGCUCGACAUUAACACUGCUUAAUCUGUAUGCAUUGAUGUGGGCUGAGCCAGUCUGCGUCUACAACAAAGGCGAGUUGGAGGAGGUCCCCCCCCCGAACCAAAGGAAAACUGUCCAUAGACCUUCCAUAGCCUUCUCUGCAAGCCUGUCUCAUCUCCACUGCUCGCCUGUCCAGCAGUCACCCUCAGCUGCACCACUCUACAAAUAUAUAUAUUUAAAAAUGUCUGGAUCAGAGCAGAGUUAUGUGAGAUUGUUUGAAUCCGCAUCAGAUUUCUGUACAUUUCCUACAAUCUGCCAUUUUCUCCCCCCCCCUCCUCUUUUUCCUGUUUGAUUAUUAUCACAGCAGUGGCCCAUCAGCUGAGUCUGACUCCCGGACAUGUGAGCAACACUGAGAUCUGAGACGUGUCUGUGUGAAAGAAAAAAAAACUGUACAUAUUGUGUAAAAAGGAGGAGAAAAAAAGUACAACAACAAAAAAAAAGGAUGAUUUUCAAAACAAGGUCGUGUAUAUUUCAAGAGGCCGUGUUUUGAUGAUUUGCACUCGGUGUAGUGUGUAAUGAAUGUGUAGAAUUUCACCUGUGUUUAUGAAUUAUUAGGUUUUUAGAUAAUUAUUUAUGUCAAAAAAAACUUUUUCCAGGAAGAAAUGAGUGAAGGAAAGUUCUUUUUUUCUUAUUAAGUGAUUGUAAGUUUCCUGGUUUAAUAAUGCUAAUUUGAAUAAAUUACAUUGGUAAAAUGA